Molecule: messenger RNA, 1869 nt
Organism: Erpetoichthys calabaricus (reedfish)
Lineage: Eukaryota; Metazoa; Chordata; Cladistia; Polypteriformes; Polypteridae
Product: tigger transposable element-derived protein 1-like
Exons: 6
Coding region: 1-1869 (622 amino acids)
Cellular component (GO): nucleus
Molecular function (GO): DNA binding
Source: RefSeq, a predicted model, not a curated record
AUGUCUACAAAGCGAUCUUCUCCUGCUACUGGGGCCGUGCCGAAGCGCCAACGGAAGAUGCUAACAAUUGCUGAAAAGGUGAACUUGUUAGACAUGCUGAAGGAAGGGAAAAGCUACGCCGCUGUAGGACGCCACUACGGUAUCAACGAGUCCACGGUUCGUUAUAUUAAGAAGGAGGAAAAGAACAUACGAUCUACUGCUGCAGUGUCAUUUAACCAGGAGGCGAAACGAAGGGUAAGUGGACGUAGUAAGGCAGUAAUCCGGAUGGAAUCUGCGUUAGGGAUUUGGAUCGAAGACUGCCGGAAAAAAAACAUCCCCGUGGACACCAAUAUCAUCCGACAAAAGGCCAAGCAACUUUAUGAUAGGUUGGCGGAUGCUGGAGAUGCUCCAGACGAUGACGAUGACGACCCUCGACCUGGAACUUCUGCUGAAUCCCCCAGCGAGAGCCGUGAAUUUACUGCCAGCAAGGGCUGGUUUGAAAAAUUUAAGAAAAGGUUCAACUUGGCCAGUGUUAACCUGCAAGGAGAGGCUGCCUCUGCAGACAAAGCCGCAGCCGAGAAAUUUGUCGCCGACACGUUCAAGACGAUUAUUGAGGAAGGCGGAUAUCAGCCUGAAACCGUGUUUAAUAUGGAUGAGACGGCCCUAUUUUGGAAGCGGAUGCCGUCUCGUACUUUUAUCACGAAGGAAGAGGCAAAAGCCCCGGGGUUUAAGGCGCACAAAGAUCGCAUCACGCUGGUCAUGUGCGCCAAUGCUGCGGGCUUUAUGAUAAAGCCUGGGCUCAUUUAUAAGUCCAAAAACCCCCGAGCCCUGAAAAAUAAGAAUAAAAACCUGCUGCCUGUGUACUGGAUGCACAACCCGAAGGCGUGGAUUACGAAACGCCUAACAUCGGAUUGGUUUCACCAAUGUUUCAUCCCAGAAGUAAAGAUCUAUCUGGCAGAUAAAGGGCUGGAUUUCAAAGUCCUUUUACUUCUGGACAAUGCUGGAGGUCAUCCCUUGGAUCUAUCCUACCGAGGUGUAAAAAUUGAGUUCUUGCCACCAAAUACAACAUCACUGAUUCAGCCAAUGGAUCAAGGAGUUAUCCGGGCUUUUAAGGCAUUGUACACAAGGAACAGCCUGCAACACAUGGUCGAGGCAAUGGACACGGACGAUGACUUUUCCCUGAAGGAGUACUGGCGUAAGUACAUGAUCACAUCGUGUAUGGUGAACGUGCAGAAGGCCCUUAAUGAUAUGAAGAAAGACACGGUUAAUGCCUGCUGGAAGAAAUUGUGGCCAGAGAUUGUGUGCGAAAAGAAGGGCUUUUCUGCAGAAGAAAUUCAUGACUCAGCGGUUGACAAGGCAGUCACGCUGGCAAAACUGCUAGGAGGAGAGGGAUUCAACGACAUGACCAGUGAUGACAUCAAUGAGCUGCUCGAUGCCCACUCCGAGCUGCUCAGCGAUGAAGAUUUGGCCGAGAUGACCAAGUCAGCGAGCGAGGAGGAAGAUCAAGACGACCCGGCAGAGGAAGACGCAGGCCUAACUCUCGAGCGAUUACUUGCCAGGCUGGCAAAGAGGGGCAAGAAGCUGAAGGCGCAGAAGGUGGAACAACAGGAUACAGAACAGAAAAUCCAGAAUCUUGGAUACCAGGAGGAGCACACCACGCUCUUAGAUACCUUCCAGCUUAUCUCAUUAUUGAAUAAACACUUGUUCAUUUGCAUCACUCACACCUUAACCUAUCCCAAGGUGCUCUUCUACACUAAUGCUAAGCCUCACUGGAGCACCCUUUCUCAUUACUACAACACCUCGUCUUCCCUAUCGGUUGAGAAGCUCCAUUCACAAUUUGAGAACCUUUGCUAUAGAGAGCCGCUCACCUGCAGAGACGCAAAUCUUUGA